GUGACGCGGUGAGCCGAGGAGUCCACAUAUUUUUCGGCCUGCCACUGCUAUUCCCUUCCCUCACCUGACGCGCACGCACACCACUACCGCAGCGCCCGGAGCAGGAGCACGCCGCCGGGUCACCGGAAUCCGCAGCUUCCCCGCUCCCGUCCGUGUCUGGAUCCGAGAUCGGCCCAUGGCUGGGCCACCGCGCUCGUGGAAGAACCUCCCGCCGGAGCUCGCGGGCCUCGUGCUCGGCCGCCAGCUGCCCUCCCACGUCGAUCGCUUCCGCUUCGCCGCCGUGUGCCCCCAGUGGCGCUCCACCGCGCGGCAGGUCCGGUUGCCCCCUCCUCUGCCGCUGCUCGCUCUCAAGAACGGCAGGACGUUCUACAGCAUGCCCUCAGGUAGUAGCAAUCGGAUCGCAGUGUGCCGUCCAGGGGCGUCCUUGCGGUCAGUAGCAUGGGACCUAUCUUUGCGGAUUACUGACAUGGCAUUCUACCAGGGAAAGCUCUAUGCUCUUGAUUAUGGCGAGGACCUCUUAGCUUUGGACAUCAGUCUGGAUGACAACACCGGCGACCCACAGGUUUCUCGGAUUGGGCAGGUCAUCAAGGUUAACUAUUUUGUUGAUCUCUUCUCGAACAAAUUUAAUGAUCCCUUGAUAUUCAAGAGGAUGCUCUACCUGGUUGAAUCGGGUGGCUCAUUGCUGUUGGUACGCAGAAGCAUUUUCCAUAGUCAUGUUAACGGCAAAGGACAGAUACACUUUUGCUGGACCGUGUGAGCCUGAUGUUGCAGUAUUCGUGGCUGACUUCGCGCAGUCACGGUGGGCCAAGGUGACGACCCUAGGGGAUGAUCAGGCGCUGUUUUUAGGGCCAUGUUCCAGGCCUGUUUGCAUGCCUCAGUGUGACUCGACAGGCAAUCGUGUCUGGUUCUUGGAUGACUACAAGGACUUUCACCGCUGUGGGGAGGAUCUGAAGAGCAGCUCAAGUUCUGACAUCAGUGGCAUGGCAUAUCACCGCAAGCCCUUCUCCCCUCUUCCCAUGAUCCUGUAGAGAGACUACCUGGGGGGCGCAGGUGCAGCCUGGCUCUUCCCUUCAAAGUGAUGUUGUUCUUUUGAAAGUUGGUACAAUCGAAGCUGUUAAGUGCAUCAUGUGCUUCUCUGAUCGUAGUACGGUGGCCUGCUGGCGUCUGCAAUGUUGACUUACUGUUGGAUAAUUGUGUCAUGCUCGACUUAGUGAAUUUUUUUGAACUUGUGAUAUAUAGAAUCCUGUCAGGUGUUGUUGACCUAUUCUGUUAGCUUAUCUUUAAGGGCAGUAUUUAGCCAUGGAAGUAGGUUCUAUCUUGGAACGCUGUCAUCUUGAAUCGUUUGUAUGACUUGACAGGUGUAUGGAUUUCCUGUUGUGUUAUGUUAGGUUCCGUUUGUUUCUUUAGGAGCUCCUAAAAUUCUUGUCACAUCGAAUGUUUAGAUACUAAUUAGGAGUAUUAAACAUAGACUAAUUACAAAACCAAUUGCACAGAUGGAGACUAAUUUGCGAGACGAAUCUAUUAAGUCUAAUUAGUCUAUGAUUUGACAAUGUGGUGCUACAGUAAACAUGUGCUAAUGAUGGGAUUAAUUAGGUUUAAUAGAUUCAUCUCGGGAAUUAGCCUGUAAUUAGUUUUAUAAGUAGCUCAUGUUUGGUCCUCCUAAUUAGCCUUCGAAUAUUCGAUGUGACUUGAAUUUUAGUCCGGACUAAAGAUUCAAACACCUCCUAAGCGUGUCAUUUGAUGUAUGCAUCCAGUGGAUCUUGUAGAGUUGAAGUGAGGUGUUUAUGUUGAGAUGGUUGGUGUUUCUGACAGCUUCAAAAGGUUGGUGACUGAUGCUCCAACCACAUGUUUCCGAGAAUAAUGAAAACUGUGUAGGCCCUCUCUAUGAAUUAUCACUGUGUGACUGAAUAAGAAUUCCGUAUGUAUUGGUUUAUUCACUAUGCAUGUAGUCAUGUACUGUAUCAUACUUGCCAAAGAUGCCUAGCAACAUUGUGUGCCACAUUAGUUGGUACCUUGAAGCAUAGGGUGGUUCUGGUUAUCCCCUUGUGCAGGUUGCUGCUCCAGGUAAGUCAUCUCAUGUUUGAAACUUUGAAUAACGGAAGCUGGCCGGCUAAGUGUAUCCGUACUUGUCCUGAUUGCAGAUUUGCAGUAUGGUGUGGCUACUGGUGCAUUUCUGUAACAACAUUACUAUGAGUUGGUUGUCAUGGCCAAUUUUGUGAACCACGGAUGAAACUUUGUGGUAGCAUCGUAUCAAUCAGCUGUGACCUGUUCUGUUA
Molecule: messenger RNA, 2276 nt
Organism: Setaria italica (foxtail millet)
Lineage: Eukaryota; Viridiplantae; Streptophyta; Magnoliopsida; Poales; Poaceae
Exons: 3
Coding region: 176-757 (193 amino acids)
Molecular function (GO): protein binding
Source: RefSeq, a predicted model, not a curated record